UUAGUGAAUCCGUCGUUGCUGCUGAGUGGCGUAUACAUUUACUUAAGGAGGAGAGCAGGGAAGAAAGCGGAAGCCUUAUCAACAAAACAUAUGCAGGUAGUGAUGGCAAAUUCAUACGCCAUCCUCACCACCACCACCACUAUCUCACCAUCUUCCUUUCACUCUACACUCUGCACUCCAUUCAAAGUUCCCUCCACCAUUUCUACUCGCCAACAUAAAUUGAUAGCCAAGCGUUAUUCUCUUACCGUGAAAGCCGCUUCUACGCCUGGUCAGAGGGACUUUGUGCUAGAAGAUUUUUAUUCUCGACGCGCGCUGAAGAUUAUUUCUGGUCUUCGAAACUUCAACAAAGAAAUUGUUGCUUCUGUGGUAAUUGCUGCACAAAAGGGAGGAGCAACACAUGUGGACAUUGCAUGUGACCCAGAGCUUGUAAAAUUGGCAAUUAGCUUGACUUGUCUUCCAGUGUGUGUUUCAGCAGUGGAGCCUGAAGCCUUUGUCAAUGCAGUAGAAGCAGGAGCUCAAAUGGUUGAGAUUGGAAAUUAUGAUUCCUUCUAUGAAACAGGAAGAAUAUUUUCUCCAGAGGAGAUAUUGCAAUUGACAAUGAAGACUAGACAACUGCUUCCAUCUGUUGUACUUUCUGUCACUGUGCCACAUACUUUGAGCCUUACUGACCAGGUGACUUUAGCAGAAUCAUUGGAAACAGAAGGUGUAGACAUAAUUCAGACCGAAGGAGGAACAAGUUCAGAUCCAUCAUAUCCAGGGGUGCAUGGUCUAAUUGAAAAGGCCGUUCCAACAUUAGCUGCAGCUUAUUCCAUAUCAAGAGCUGUUAGAAUUCCAGUUAUGUGUGCAUCUGGAUUGAGUUCAGUGACAGCACCAAUGGCCAUUGCAGCAGGAGCAGCGGGUGUUGGGGUUGGCUCGGCAGUGAAUAAACUGAACAAUCAAGUUGCAAUGAUUGCAGAAGUUAAAAGUCUUGCAGAUGCUUUGGGCUUGUCUUCUCAUGUCCUUAAUGGUAGUUUUAUUUCUGGUAAUCAAAGAAGUGUGCCUACAAUCUAAAAGAUUGGUUCAUUAACCGUCUAUGCUUUUUCAAGGCACAUGUUUCCAAUAGAACUCCAUGUAUGUACAGGUCUUCUCUAUAAAAGCAAUGAGUUGGGUCCUCCUAUAUUGCAGACUUGCUCAAUCUGUCUCACAGAGGCAUAUCUUAUUGUUGGUUUUACAUGUUCAAGUUAUGUGACCUCUGUGUUUUUUUAAUUUUCGUUAAGUUCUGAAAUUUUGAGCUUUGUGCUCAGUAAAACGUUCAGAGGUAACCUCAUGUAAAUAGGUAUAUAUGAAAUACAGUUCUUUGAUUUAUUUUCCA
Messenger RNA from Cryptomeria japonica (Japanese cedar), 1351 nucleotides. RefSeq lists its product as uncharacterized. The transcript has 9 exons. The record is from RefSeq and is a predicted model, not a curated record. Lineage: Eukaryota; Viridiplantae; Streptophyta; Pinopsida; Cupressales; Cupressaceae. The coding region runs from base 91 to 1050 and encodes 319 amino acids.